AUGGCGGCGCCGGUGGCGAUGGCGGCGGUGGCGGCCGCGCUCCGGGACUGGGCAGCGGCGGCGGCGCGGGCGGGCGCGGCGGGACGGGUGGCCCUGUCCGCCUGGGCCUCGCUGCUGGGCGCGCUGGCCGCGCUGGCGGCGCAGAUGCGGGCGGCGCGGCGGCUGCCGUGGGGAGCGGCGCCGCUCGGUGCCUUCCCGGAGCUGCGGGCGCGGCUGUGGCGGAAGCAGCGCGGCGCGGCCGAGGCGCUGCUGGAGCAGCUCGGCGGGCGGCGGAUGGAGCUCCGGGAGGUGCGGGACGCCGCGGGCGCCGCUGCGGCCGCCGUGCUGCGGGUGUACGAGGAGCGGGCGGCCGAGCUGGGGCUGGAGGGGACUCUGCGGCGCGGACCGCGCUGCCCCUCGCUGGCCGACGUGCUGGAGGGGCUGCAGGACGUGGAGCGCUACUACCGGCACCUGUACCUGGAGAGCAAGCUGCUCCUGCAGCGCCUCAGCUGUGACAGCCUGACAGACAUGGAAGCCCUCCCACAGUCCUGGGAGAGGAUUUUGGAGCACCACAAGGAAGACGUUGUUCAAGAUACUCUCCUGAAGAUCUCGCUGUUUGUGGAGAACCAUCAAGAGCUGAUCUGCUCACCUAUCUCCUGACAGAGCAGCAGGGACUUGCACUGACCAUCUUCUGCCACCUUGGUGUGUUCUGGAAUGCUGCAAAGGGGAUGAGGAACUGAAGGAGCUCUGCAGAUGCUUUCCGGAAGCUGAGUUGAUUCUUGGCCUCAGCAGGAAAUGCUUGGACUGUCCUGUUUUCAAGUGGAAAUGGACUUGGUGUCUGAAGAAGAGGCUGAGCUGAACAAACCAUGAGGAUAGAAGGGAGUCACUUCCAGCUGUGGAACUUUCCUUUCGUUCUCCUGCAGCAGAUGUUUUUUGUAUCAUGGAAAAAAUGCUGAGACUUACUGACAUGAGGUGCUGCAGAUGCAUGAGUGUAACAGAGAUUCCCUUAGGCUGAUGCUGUGUAAGAAAGAUGUUUGAGUUCUGUCCUUAGAAAUAAAGAAAAUAUCUCGGAUCAGGGCUUACAAACACUGGGCACCAUGUGCCUCUGAGCAGCAUGUUUGUGUUCAUUCCAAACACAAGGAGGAGGAGGGAGCAAAUCUGGCUUGAAAAUGUAAUUAUGGAGGUGCAUGGAUGCCUGAGUCCUGACACGGGCAGUUUUCAAGGGUGCCAGAGUAUGCUGCUCUGAUCCUCUGCCAGGGCCCACUUGAAACUUCACUGUCUGGUGGCAGCAGCUGCUGACAGUUGAGAGACAUCUUCUGUUGACCAUGGCACUGAUCCCGGGGAGUGGUGGGAUGUUUCUCUCUAAAUAACGUAUUUGGUAAGAAACGGGAGUUUCUCUGGGAAAGCCAAUAAAGAAUUGUAUUGGA
Messenger RNA from Empidonax traillii (willow flycatcher), 1406 nucleotides. It is a transcript of the gene AIRIM, whose product is annotated as chromosome unknown C1orf109 homolog. The coding region runs from base 1 to 639 and encodes 212 amino acids. Lineage: Eukaryota; Metazoa; Chordata; Aves; Passeriformes; Tyrannidae. The transcript has 4 exons. The record is from RefSeq and is a predicted model, not a curated record. Gene Ontology annotation, cellular component: cytoplasm; nucleus.